Grosmannia clavigera kw1407 is the source of this 1755-nucleotide messenger RNA. RefSeq names its product cytochrome p450 monooxygenase. Bases 1 to 1755 code for a protein of 584 amino acids. Lineage: Eukaryota; Fungi; Ascomycota; Sordariomycetes; Ophiostomatales; Ophiostomataceae. The record is from RefSeq and is a predicted model, not a curated record. Gene Ontology annotation, molecular function: heme binding; monooxygenase activity; oxidoreductase activity, acting on paired donors, with incorporation or reduction of molecular oxygen. The transcript is spliced from 2 exons.
AUGGAACAAAGGAUUGUGCUACCGGAUCUGUCCUUGGACAUCGACUCUGUGGUGCGCCGGCUUCUUACUGCAAUCGCAGCCGUUGCGGUCGCUUUGUAUCUUCUAUACCAAUGGCUUUUGCCAAAGCCUAUUCCUGGUAUCGCAUACAAUUUGGAGGCAACACAAUCUUUGCUUGGUGACGCCCCGAGCAUGGUGAAAGAAGUCAGAGUCACGGGCGAGUUUCGUGUCUGGUGCGCAAAGCAGAUGACGAAGUUAAACUCGCCUAUAUGCCAAAUUUUCAUUCGGCCGUUUUCAAAGCCCUGGAUCCUACUUGCGGACUUUCGUGAGUCCAAGGAUAUCUUGAUGCGCCGCAAGGAGUUCGACAAAUCGUCUUUUUUAUCGGAUGGAAUGGCAUGCAUGGGCGCAUUCCAUGGAAUAUACAAGACGGGCGACAAAUUCAAGGUCAACCGACAGCUUAUCCAGGACCUUAUGACUUCAAGCUUUCUAAAUAAUCAGGUGGGACCGGCAAUAUACAGAAAGGGCGCUGAGCUUGUAAGGUUGACAGAGAUGAAAAUGGACUUGGCAAAUGGAAGACCAUUUAGCGCCAAGAAGGACUUCGAGUAUGCGUCACUGGAUGUCAUGCUGGAGUUUGCAUUUGGCAGGAACUGGACUGAUACAUCACUGGGACAACAAACCGAGCUGAUCGGCAGGCUAAGCGCUUUCGACGUGAAAGCCGGAACUGUAGAUGAGCCAGUCCGAUUUCCGUUGAGCCCCAUUGCCGACUUUCUCAAAUCUGUAUACGAGGCCCCGGAAAUUGUGGAGAGGACGAUCAACGCUCUGAUGCCGAAGCUACAGACAUGGUGGUGGUCUAAGCAGGCAUGGUACAAAAAGAUAUUUGAAGACAAAGACCGGGCAAUGAAGGAGCAGGUUUCCAUUGGCGUAAAGAACGUUCAAGCCGGCCGGAUUGAAACGGGCGUUGAGCACAUGCUGAUGCGCGAGGCCUCUCGGGCUGCGAAGGAGGGCCGUGAGCCUGAUUUUAACAGCGCUAUCUUCCGUGACGAGUUGUUUGGCGAUAUCGUCGGUGGCCACCACACAACGAGUGGAGGAAUGAUGUGGUUGGCCAAGUAUCUUAGCGACUUGCCUCUUGUACAGGUGAAGCUGCGCUCAACACUGUACGAUGCUUUGGCCGUGGCAAAAUCAGAGAAUCGCUUUUUCACGUUUGAAGAAAUAAGGCAGGCACGGCUGCCUUAUCUGGAUGCUGUGGUCGAGGAGAUGCUGCGUAUCAACGCUGUCCCCGUAACCCGAGAGGCCUUGUGCGACACAACGGUGCUCGGAUACCCGAUCAAAAAAGGAACGCAGAUUUUCUUCAUGUCGAAUGGGCCAGGGUUCCUGUCGCCGUCUCUAGCAGUCGACGAUGGGCGGCGGAGUGAGACGUCGCGAUCAGCCAAGCUAAAUGCCAAGUGGGACGAGUCGCAGAAUCUGGCCGUUUUUGAACCGGAGCGCUGGCUCAUUCGAAAGAAAGCGGGGACCGGCGUUUCUCCAGAUGAGGUAGACUUUAAUGGAGCUGCAGGUCCCCAGCUGGUAUUCGGACUGGGACAGCGCUCCUGUUGGGGUCGGCGGCUGGCGAAUAUGGAAAUGAGGAUCAUUACAGCUAUGCUCGUGUGGAAGUUUGAGCUGCAAAAGGCUCCCGAGUCACUAUCUACGUAUGCUGGGAUAGAAGGCAUUGCCCGGGUUCCACAACAGUGUUACCUUCGCGUUAAGAAGGUCGAGUAUUAG